UUUUGGAAGAUUUUUAUUCUCUUCUGUUCAUCUUCAACUCUACAAGAUUUCAUUAAAAAUUGGGAAUUAGGAAAUGGGAAUGGAGAAAUCUGGGUAUGGAAGGGAUGGGAUCUACAGAUCUCUCCGUCCUCCCGUCGUCUUCCCCAAAGACCCAAACCUCUCUAUGGUUUCUUUCCUAUUCAGGAGCUCCUCUGCGUACUCCGACAAGAUUGCACUCGCCGACGUAGAUUCCGGGGAAACACUCACAUUCGCCCAGUUCAAGUCCAUGGUGGCUAAGGUCGCCCAUGGUCUGCUCCGUUUAGGUAUCAAGAAAGGUGAUGUCGUCCUUAUCUUCUCCCCUAAUUCCAUCCAGUACCCUCUCUGUUUCCUAGGCAUCGUCGCACUUGGAGCCAUUGCCACCACCGCUAAUCCUCUCUACACUACCGCCGAGCUUUCCAAGCAGGUCAAGGACUCUCAUCCCAAGCUUGUCAUCACCGUUCCUUCCCUGUGGGACAAGGUUAAGGAUUUCGGUCUGCCGGCCGUGAUUUUGGGACCUCUCAACGCUUCGCCCUCGGUGGUCUCCGGAGCUGGAAUCACGUCUUUUUCCGACCUGGUUAAUUUGGCCAGAGGACCCGUCUCCGAUUUCCCCAGGGCUUCGGUCAAACAAGCCGAUACGGCGGCACUCUUGUACUCCUCUGGCACCACGGGGACAAGCAAGGGCGUUAUUAUUACACACCGCAAUUUCAUCUCUGCCGCUCUCAUGGUGACCAUUGACCAGGAUUUCGCCGGCGAGAUGCACAACAUAUUCCUCUGCUUCCUUCCCUUGUUCCAUAUAUUUGGACUCUCCAUCAUUACCUAUGCCCAGUUGCAGAGGGGCAACAUGGUUGUCACGCUCGCGAAGUUCGAAAUCGAUAUGGUUCUAAGAUCAGUGGAGAAGUAUAGGGUGACCCAUAUGUUUGUAGUACCACCGGUCAUGAUUGCUUUGGCCAAGCAGAGUGUGCUCAAGAAGUACGAUCUCUCUUCUCUCAAGAACCUUGGUUCCGGCGCGGCCCCCCUUAGUAAGGAAAUAAUGGAGGAAUGUGCUAAGAACUUGCCUCACGCCAAUGUUCUUCAGGGCUAUGGGAUGACUGAAACUUGUGGAAUUAUCACACUAGAGAAUCCGAGACAAGGUCCUCGUCAUUCUGGUUCAACUGGACACCUUGUUCCAGGAGUUGAAUCACAAAUAAUUAGUGUGGAGACACUGAAGCCUCUUCCUCCCAAUCAAUUAGGGGAAAUAUGGGUCCGAGGGCUAAAUAUAAUGCAAGGUUAUUUCAACAAUCCUGAGGCUACAAAGUUGACCUUAGAAAAGAAAGGCUGGUUACAUACUGGAGAUCUAGGAUAUUUCGAUGAAGAAGGACAGUUAUUUGUUGUCGACCGAAUAAAAGAGCUCAUAAAGUACAAAGGAUUCCAGGUGGCACCAGCCGAGCUUGAAGGAGUUCUUCUCACUCAUUCAGACAUAUUAGAUGCUGUUGUUAUCCCAUUUCCUGAUGAAGAAGCUGGUGAGGUCCCAAUUGCAUAUGUUGUCCGUUCACCCAACAGCUCAAUAAGUGAAGAAGAAGUUCAGAAAUUUGUUGCAAAGCAGGUUGCUCCCUUCAAAAGAUUGCGAAGUGUAACAUUCAUCAGCACUGUUCCAAAAUCAGCUUCUGGAAAGAUCCUUCGAAGAGAGCUUAUCGAGAAAGUCCGAUCCAAAAUAUGAGGUUCUAGGAUUAUCAUCGCCCGCACCUUCAUCUUUUCCACUGUUUAUCAACCAGGAAUGGGAAUAAUUCCAGGGCCUCGGCUUACAACACAGCUAUUGUAGAUGGAAUGGAUGUUUUUUCCUCAUGAAUGAUUUUCAUUUUGCGUAGAGGGGAAAUAGAGGUAAUUCAAUAAUGAAUUAUAUAGGGACUCCAUCUGGAUAGAUAAAAAAAAAUUCAUAUUGAUCUCCCCAUUUAGGUUAUCUGCAUUUAUUGAUAGUUGCCUCUGUAAUUUGUAUGAUAAAGCACAUUAUUUCAUUAAGGUAAACCACAAAAUUCUUGGAGA
This is a messenger RNA of Macadamia integrifolia, 2037 nucleotides long. RefSeq names its product probable CoA ligase CCL7. The record is from RefSeq and is a predicted model, not a curated record. Gene Ontology annotation, molecular function: CoA-ligase activity. The transcript is spliced from 6 exons. Lineage: Eukaryota; Viridiplantae; Streptophyta; Magnoliopsida; Proteales; Proteaceae. Bases 74 to 1714 code for a protein of 546 amino acids.